Molecule: messenger RNA, 1722 nt
Organism: Alternaria ventricosa
Lineage: Eukaryota; Fungi; Ascomycota; Dothideomycetes; Pleosporales; Pleosporaceae
Exons: 4
Coding region: 1-1722 (573 amino acids)
Biological process (GO): regulation of gene expression
Cellular component (GO): cytoplasm; nucleus
Molecular function (GO): mRNA binding
Source: RefSeq, a predicted model, not a curated record
AUGGCCGCUCCCCCCGAUCUCAACGCCAUCCUGGCGGCGCUCGCUGCUGGACGUCCCUCGACUACCCCAUCGCAGACGCCCCAGCAGCCUCCCCAGGCGCAACAUGCCCCUCCCCAAGGCCUUCCCCCAGGCUUCCCAGGCGCAAUGCCAACUGCCACCCCGCCCGCCAUGCCCGGAUACAACUUCCCUCCUCCCACACACUCUGGAAGUCUUGAUCUCAGCGCUAUCAAGCCCGUAAGCUCCGGCUCAGUCAGCAUCCAGGAUGCGCUGGCCAAGGCGCGUGGCUUUGCGGCUCAGAAGGGCCUUGCACACGAAGCGCGUCCAGGUAUACCUGAGUCUUGGUCUGGUUAUGGUGUCCCAGCGCAAACUUACACAGCUCCAGCUUAUCAAGAAGACCCGCGACUAAGCGGACGCCAGCCCUACCGACGUUCUCGGUCGCGCUCGCGGUCCCCAGCGCGCCGAGAACCCGUGCGUGAAAGCUACAACCCAUACCGCGAUGAGCGUCGUGAUGAGCGCCGAGGUGGCUAUGGACGUGAACGUGAUCGCUCUCCUCCUAGGCGUGACACCUUCUCUCCUUCGCAGCAGUACGGGCAAGCACGUUCGCCCCCUGCUAAUGACAACUCUGAGGUGAUUCUCAUUGACUCUUCGUUGGUUGGCCUUGUCAUUGGACGUCAAGGUGAGAGUCUCCGCCGCAUUGAACAAGAAUCCCAAACACGCAUUCAAUUCAUCAACGGCCCCGAGGCUGGACCGCAGCGCGAGUGUCGUAUAACCGGUAGCCCGGGUGCUCGUAUCAGUGCUAAGCGCGAGAUCAACCGCAUCAUCGAAGAAAAUGGCGGCAAUCCUGCUCGUGAGACUGGCCGCAAUGCCCGACCCGCCGCUAAGAUGGUUGGCCAACAACAGCCCGCUCUUCGUGAGGGUGAACAGUCGUCGCAAAUUAUGGUGCCUGAUCGUACUGUUGGUCUCAUCAUCGGCCGUGGCGGUGAGACUAUCCGUGAUCUGCAAGAGCGCAGUGGCUGCCACGUCAACAUUGUCGGUGAAAACAAGAGCGUGAAUGGUCUGCGGCCUGUGAACCUCAUCGGAAGUCCCACUGCUGCCGCACAUGCCAAGGAGCUCAUCAUGGAGAUUGUCGACAGUGACACUAAGCAAAUGGAAGGUGGCGGUGCCGCCGCGCCGCCGCAGCAAGCAUUCACCAGGCGUGAUAACUUUGAUCCCUACGGUGGAGGCGCUGCUGGAGGCGCUGGAGCUGGCAAGAUCAAUGAUAGCAUUCAUGUUCCCUCUGAUGCUGUUGGCAUGAUUAUUGGCAAAGGUGGUGAAACUAUCAAGUCCAUGCAAUCAGAGACUGGUUGCAAGAUCAACGUAUCGCAAGCUUCUGGCGCCGACAUUGAGCGCGAGAUCGGUCUUGUCGGAACCCGUCAAGCCAUUGAUGAUGCUAAGCGAGCUAUCUGGGAAAAGGUCGACCAAGUGCGAGAGAAAAACAACUCACGACGACGUGACAACGGAAACAACGACAAUGGAUACUCACACCAGCAGACACCUUCAUAUGGACAACCCGCCGCGGCCGCGCAGCCUCCUCAAGCAGCUGCACCCGAUGCAAAUGGCGCUGCUUCUGCUGACCCAUAUGCUGUCUAUGGCGGCUACCAAAACUACCUUGCAAUGUGGUAUGCGUCCAUCGCCCAGCAACAACAGGGCGGUCAAGGAGCCCAAGGACCUCCCGGCGCAUAA